Daucus carota subsp. sativus is the source of this 3200-nucleotide messenger RNA. RefSeq lists its product as uncharacterized. Gene Ontology annotation, molecular function: zinc ion transmembrane transporter activity. NCBI's taxonomy places the organism in Eukaryota, Viridiplantae, Streptophyta, Magnoliopsida, Apiales, Apiaceae. The coding region runs from base 135 to 2789 and encodes 884 amino acids. The transcript has a single exon. Gene Ontology annotation, biological process: transmembrane transport; zinc ion transport; intracellular zinc ion homeostasis. Gene Ontology annotation, cellular component: Golgi apparatus; membrane. The record is from RefSeq and is a predicted model, not a curated record.
GACAAGUCUUCGGUCUGGUCUUUUCUACAACCCGAAACCCAACAAGACAAAUCGGAUCUUAAUAAAAACUUGUUCACUUGAAUCAUACGAUUCCUCUUGAGUCCAUUUUCACUCUAAACAAUUUCAAGAACCCCAUGGCUGAUCAUAACCACCACCACCAUCAACGCCCCAAUCGAAUCUCACUUCCCCCACGCGCCACCACUCCCAUUUUCCCCACCACCCCAAAAUCACAAUACCCACUUUACCCACCCACCACUCCCACCCCUACUCCGUCCAAAUACCGCCGCACUUCCUCUAAAAAAUCAAAUCUUUCUUCACUUUUCUUCCUCCUCUUCUCUCUGCGUUCUCUCUACUCUCUCCUCCCUUUUAUUAAAUCCUCCCCUUCUUCUUUCUCUCUCUUCCCCUUCUCUUUUCUCGUCUCUCUCCUCUCUCUCCUACUCUCUCUCCUCUUCUCUUUGAAUUCCGUCUUUUCUCUCCCCAAAAUCAACCAAUCACAGCUCAGAUUUUUGUUUGCUAAGUCAUUGGUUCUUGCUGUUGUUUUUCUGCUUAGGUUCCAGGCUCUCAAGUAUUGUGGUACUGCUGCUUUGAUUCUUGCGGAAAUGUCGGGGAAUGUGGUUGCAAGAUUUGUUGCAGAGGGUAAAGAUCGGAACUUUGGAGCUCGAACUGCGGUUGGGACGGGUAAUAUUCGUGGGUUUAUUGCGUUGUUUUGUGGGUUGUUUUUGUUAUCUAUUAGUUGGGAUAGAAUUGAAUGUUUUCCUUUUUCUUCAGUAAAUGUGGAAAAGUAUGGGUUUUCGUUUAUGCCAAAUGAUAAUUGUAUUAGGAUUUGGCCUAUGUUGUUGCCUUUUUUAUGUGGAUUUUUGGGGUGUUAUGAAAGAGUUGCGAUGAAUUGGGGGAAUGUUAGGGAAUUAAGUCGGAAACAGCUUCGAUUGGUUUCAUUGUUUUUCACGACAGUUGUGCUUUUUGUUCCUGCGGUUAUUAGUAUGUUUGUGUUUGAGGUAGAGGGAGAUAGUAUCUUAGUUGGAGAUUUAGGAUGGCCUUUGGCAAAUACUGUAGUAUUCGGAGUGCUUUUGAGUGAGAACUAUACUGAUGAUAAGGUAGUGAGUUCCAAAGAUUUCCAGGGAGAGUUUGUUGUAACGUUUAUAUGUACGAUUGUUUUGGAAUUGUUUUAUUAUUCGGAGCUUUCUCUUUUUGGUUUGUUGAUUUGCGGUUUGUUGGUUGGAAUUGCUGUCAAGGGAUUAAACCCUCUCUACUCGAAAUAUACUGAAUUAGGAUUGGAGUCUUCUGAAUCACUUACUACCUCUAUAAUGAAGCCCAUCCGGCAUAUAUGGAGUGAGAGAAAAUCACGUAAGAUUGCACUUUUUCUUUUGAUCAACACCGGUUAUAUGGUUGUGGAGUUUGUUGUUGGGUUCAUGAGCAAUAGUCUUGGAUUGAUAUCAGAUGCAUGUCACAUGUUAUUCGAUUGUGCAGCACUGGCGAUUGGGUUGUAUGCUUCAUAUAUAUCACGGUUGCCAGCAAACAGUCAAUUUAACUAUGGACGGGGAAGAUUUGAGAUUCUAUCAGGAUAUGUUAAUGCUGUUUUCUUGGUUUUAGUUGGGGCUUUGAUUGUGGUGGAGUCUUGUGAGAGGAUCUUGGACCCUCAAGAAAUUUCAACUAGUAGUUUAUUGACAGUUUCCAUUGGAGGUCUUCUUGUAAAUAUGGUUGGUUUAAUAUUUUUCCAUGAGGAGCAUCAUCAUGCCCAUGGUGGAUCUGCAUCAUGCUCCCACUCCCACUCCCACUCCUCCCAUCACCAUCACUCACAUAACCAUGUUGAAAAUAAUCAGAGUGUUCACAGAAUAGUAGAAGAGAAUGUACUGCAUGAGAGCCAUAAGAAAUCAGGCCAUACUUCCAAUGGUGACAAUAAUCACGUUCAUGGUGAUGGGAACCACCACUCUAACGGCCAUACAAUUCAUCAUGACCAUAAUGACCAUGAGCAUCAUGAUGAUCACAGUCACCACCAUAAUGACCAUAGCCACAAUCAUGUUCACCACCAUGACCACCAUGAGGAUCAUCAACAUCACCAGCAUGAGCACCAUGAGGAUCAUCAACAUCACCAGCAUGAGCACCAUGAGGAUCACCACCACCAUCAGCAUGAGCACCAUGGUCAUCACCAACACCAUCAGCAUGAGCACCAUGACUGUCGACAGCACCAGCAUGAGCACCAUGAUCAUCACGACACUAAUGUACACGGAAGCUUCUCUGUAAAUGACUCCGUUCAAAAUGGUGCCUUGGGGAAUCCUCAUAAUAUUGGUUUAGAAAAUAUAGAACCUAAAAAAGAGACAACACAGAAGCACCAACAUCGCCAUAUUGACCACAACAUGGAAGGCAUUUUCUUGCAUGUGUUGGCUGACACCUUGGGAAGUGUCGGGGUGGUUAUAUCAACUCUUCUAAUAAAGUACAAGGGAUGGCUUGCUUCAGAUCCUAUCUGCUCAAUAUUUAUAUCCGUAAUGAUAGUAUCUUCUGUGAUACCAUUGCUUAGGAACUCUGCUGAAAUACUGCUGCAAAGAAUCCCUAAAGUGCAUGAACAUGAUCUUAAAGAAGCCAUAAGGGACGUUGUAAAUAUGAAGGGAGUUCGUGGCAUUCAAAAAUUGCAUAUCUGGAGUUUUACCAACGAUGAUGUUGUGGGGACUGUCCGUCUUCACGUUUCAACUGAAACAGACAAGGAUACAGCCAAGGCACAGGUAUCAGAUGUAUUGCAUGAAGCAGGAAUUAAGGAUCUAACUAUACAAGUAGAAAGUGUGAAGGAUAGAUAGAUAAAUACAUUUGUCUUUAUAGAAAGCAACUUCAUAAAGAGUUGAGAGGCUUUAAAGUUGGAUGUUCAUUGUUUUAGAACCGAAUGGGAUCAGCUGACACUGAACGUAAUGCUACAAACGGCCACUUUAUGUGGGUCUUUAUCAUCACGGAACAUAAACAGUUCUUAGAGGAUCUUCGAAGACAGUAGCAUGACAUGCAAGAACUCGUUAUUUAGCAUCAACUAGAACCAGCUAAAGAGGCAGAAAUUAGAGAUGAUACAUUGAUACGUGAAUGGCAUUUAAACCAAUUUGUAUAAUUAUUAUAUCUGUACACUUGGCUUCUAGUUUGAAGCUUUAUAUUUUGCUAAAAUUUAGCCAAAUUGAUUGGACUCUGUAUACUGAAGGAGUUGAUAACAGAAAUUUUUUUGUAUA